Messenger RNA from Actinia tenebrosa (Australian red waratah sea anemone), 2195 nucleotides. RefSeq names its product potassium voltage-gated channel subfamily A member 1-like. Gene Ontology annotation, cellular component: voltage-gated potassium channel complex; membrane. Gene Ontology annotation, biological process: protein homooligomerization; action potential; potassium ion transmembrane transport. The record is from RefSeq and is a predicted model, not a curated record. Gene Ontology annotation, molecular function: delayed rectifier potassium channel activity; protein binding. Lineage: Eukaryota; Metazoa; Cnidaria; Anthozoa; Actiniaria; Actiniidae.
GCAUUUUGCUGAUCUUUCUGUUUUGCGGUGUUGGAAUUUCAGUCUCACCUUACAUCUAUAUAACUCUCUAGGUUUCUCUCUGUGAUACUCCAAAUAAACCAUUUAUUCUAGGCCUAGGUCAGCAGGUGUGCUAGAUAGAGUGAAGAGAACUAAAAAUUGAAAUUAAUAAUUGAUAACGGUUCGCGAUCCAAAUUCACAAAUGACAACUGAUUAGUUGCCUGAAGAAAAAAAAUAAUUCACAUAUCUGUGUUUCCCGCUGCGAGAGUGACAACGAAAGUGCCUUACAUUGUUUUCUGUUAUGUUAACCCGACGUUAGUUCUCCAUGGUCGGCUCGACCUUUUCAAAAAACAUGGGAAGUUAAUCUAGCCAUUGCAUCCGCUAAGAUAUAACCUUAAGGGUUGAAAAUUAAAAGUAAUGGAGGAUUGUAAGACCUUGUAAGGUGAAGUAGGAACAAUGAGAUCGGCUCUACGAGCUACGGCGUGCCAGGACGAAGAGUCGAGUAAAAGACGAAAUGUGAUAUCGAGAAAAUACCAACAAUUAUCCUUAAAAACAGCGGAAAGAGGAAAAAGUUCGGAGAAGAUAUGGAACAGAGUUAAGAUUAAUAUCAGUGGAAUGAUUUUUGAGACUUUUGAGUCAACGCUCGCACGUUUUCCUGACACCUUACUGGGAUGCCCAGACAAAAGACGAAAAUACUACGAUACUCAACAUGAAGAAUAUUUUUUCAACAGAAACCGUAAUGCUUUUGAUGCUAUUUUAUUUUUCUAUCAAUCGGAAGGAGUCCUUGUUCGGCCAGAAACCGUAUCGCUUCAAAAUUUCUACAACGAACUUGAAUUUUUCCAGGUUGGAAAAGAAGUUGUGGAACAGUACAUGAAGGACGAAGGGAUACUCGUCGAAAAAGACCCUCGAGAUAGAGUUCUGCCAGCCAGUCCUGCUAUGAGAAUUAUCUGGCUGUGUUUUGAGUAUCCACAUAGUUCAGAAUAUGGAAAACUCCUUGCUUGUUGGUCUGUUUUGUUUAUUUUUAUUUCAAUCUUUGUUCUCUGUGCCGAGACUUUACCGCCAAAUGCCGACGAAAAUAUCGCAAGGGAAACCCGACUUUCGUACGAAGCAAUCGAAAUUGCAUGUGUUGUCUGGUUCACCAUCGAAAUAAUUAUUCGUUUUAUUUGUUGUCCUCAGAAACAGAGGUUUUUGAAGGACUUUUUGAACUAUAUUGAUCUAGCAGCUGUUUUACCGUUCUAUACCAAGCUUAUCCUCGGUUCACCGGAAUUUGACAGACUUGGAGUUAUGAACGCUUUCCGCCUGUUACGAGUUUGCAGAAUUUUUAAACUUUCUCGGCAUCUCGAAGUACUGCAAGUCUUGGGCCGAACGGUCGUAGCAACUUGGAGAGAAUUAUUAAUGAUUCUGUUUUUCAUUAUAAUAAGCAUGAUAAUGUUUUCUGGUUUGACGUAUUACGCUGAAUACGAAGCUCAAAAAGACAAGUUUACAAGUAUUCCUGACACGUCAUGGUUUGUCAUCGUGACUUUGACCAAUGUUGGUUACGGAGAUGCUGUACCCGUGACCGCUUUGGGGAAAAUCCUCGGAACCGCUUGUGCGUUGGUUGGAGUCUUAGCAAUAGCUUUACCAAGUCCAGUAAUUGCAACACGUUUUAAGCAAUUUUACAAUCAAGAAAAGUUAGAAAGAAAUCAGGGGAUUUUGGUUGUUUCGUCAUCUACAGCAACAGCAGAUAGGACAGAUAUUACUGACAUUUCUUUAGCUUGAGCAUAAUGUUAUAUUUACCGACAUCAAUCAUAGGAUACUACUUAACAAACACUCGUUUAAGGCAAACGUGAAACGUCAGUUGACCAUUAAAAAAUUCUYUAAAAUUAGUGAAAAGGAAUCGCAAAAAUCUCCAAGUAGUAGAUAAACAAAAAAAUUACUAGUCUUUGUCGAGAUUGAAGGUUUGCAAGGUAAAGUGAAAUGUAGGGAAACGAUGAAAACGUGGUCUGCACGUUUGCCGUUUGCGGGAAGGAAAAACGUAAAUCUUAAUCUGCCUACUAACACUUCAUGGGCUACAUAAUAAAACUAUUAGUAUUGAAACACGUAUCAGUUAUUAUGUGUAUAUAUUUUGUAACGUCCGAGGAUGAACUUGUUACGAAAUCCACAGUAACUACUUUCUCAAAUACAGGUGCUUUUGAAAUUUACUAAGCUUUACUACAAUU